GGUGUCGAGAUUUUUGAAAAUUUGAAUCGUGAAAUCAAUCGUUGCGAGUUGGUUCCUCAUCCUACUGUGGAACUCUGCGUGGUCCAUAGACUCUGGAAUAUGAUUUAAGUUUUACCAUACGAUUCUUUUGAAAAUCUCUUGAGUUUACAUUCUUCCUGAUAAUUUUCGAGCUAUUGUAUACACUAUACAGUAUAUCGCUCAUUUUGAAUCGUGUGGAAUCGUGCAGGAACCAUAACAAUCUCCGUGACAAGAUGGACGUGGAAGCGCCGAAAUCCGAAUUUCCCGACUUCAUCGAGCUGAAGGAGGAGCGGCGCUCAUCGCCCGCGCCGACCCGUGAACGCAGUGGCUCCCCCGCCGGCGAGCGGCGACGUCGCGAUCGCUCCCGCGACCGUGACCGCGGGAAUCGCGACGGAGACCGUGGUGAUCGCGACCGGGACAGGGAUCGCGAGCGACGCCGUGAUGACAAGCGCGAAGAGAAACGCGAUCGUCGCAGCCGCUCACGCAGCAAAGACCGCCGCGACAAGGAAAAGGACCGGGAUCGGCGUGAUCGCGGUCGGGAACGGGAACGCGGCGGGGGUAAUGAGCGAGCGGGAAACGAACGGGGCGGAAAUGAGCGCAGCGAACGCCCACCGUCUCCGUAUCGCAAGAUGGACAAGAGCAAAUACCAGUACUGGGAUGUGGCGCCCAUCGGUUUCGAGCACAUCCCACCGGCGCAGUACAAACAGAUGCAGCAAGCGGGUCAGAUCCCCGCCAUCCACUACCAGAAUCCGCAGGCGGCGGUGCCGGUGCUGGGCAGCACCGUCACACGCCAGGCGCGUCGCCUGUACGUGGGUAACUAUCCGUUCGGGGUGUCGGAAGAGCAGCUGGCCGAUUUCUUCAACCAGCAGAUGCAUUUGAACGGUCUGGCGCAGGCCCCGGGCAAUCCCGUGCUGUCCUGCCAGAUCAACGUGGAGAAGAACUUUGCGUUUGUCGAGUUCCGAUCCAUUGAUGAGACGACACAGGCCAUGGCCUUUGAUGGGAUUAACUUCCAGGGACAAGCGUUGAAGGUCCGUCGUCCGCGUGAUUAUCAGGCUAUGCCGGGCACAGCCGAUUAUCCAGCCCAUAAUCUGCUGGGUGUAGUGUCCAGUGUGGUGUCCGACUCCCCGCACAAGAUCUUUAUUGGUGGUCUGCCUAGCUAUCUCAAUGAUUCGCAAGUGAAAGAGUUGCUGCAGGCUUUCGGGCCAUUGCGCGCUUUCAACUUGGUGAAGGACUCCACUACCAGCGUGUCAAAGGGAUUCGCGUUCUGCGAAUACGCCGAUACCAAUAUAACCGAUACGGCUGUGGCUGGUCUGAACGGGAUGCAGUUGGGAGAUCGGACGCUGGUGGUGCAGCGUGCCAGUUUGGGAGCGAAACAUUCCGCCGUCAAUCCCGCCCAGCAGGUACAAGUGCAAGUUCCUGGUCUGGAUCUUAGCCAGGGUGGUAUCACGGCGACGGAAGUGCUGGUACUGAUCAACAUGAUCACGCCGGAGGAGCUGAUGGAUGAGGAAGAGUACGAGAAUAUCCUGGAGGAUGUGACGGAGGAAUGCCGCAAAUACGGCAACGUGGUCAGCGUGGAGAUUCCGCGGCCCAUCGAGGGCGUGGAUGUGCCCGGUUGCGGCAAGGUCUUCGUGGAGUUCAAGUCGGUGUCGGACUGUAUUAAAGCGCAGCAGAAUCUGACGGGCCGCAAGUUCGCCAGCCGGGUGGUGGUCACCUCGUACUACGACCUGGACAAGUAUCACCGUCGGGAAUUUUGAGAAGCCUGUAAUAUUCUGGGUAAAUUAUUCAGUGUGUCGGCACUGUUUUGUUUUUAUUUGUUAUUGGAUUUUGCAGCAUAAUAUGUGUGGGGUACAGUAGUGCAGUUCGCGAGAUAGAUCACGUAUAAGCAUGGUCAUAAAUUAUCCCCUUUCCUCAAUUGUUGAAUUACGCGCCUUCCUCUUUAUGAUUUUGCAUGCAUGAAAUAGUGAAUCAGCUUCCUUGUUUUACCGUACAUCGUGUAACCAUGCUUAAACCUCCUCUUAUUAUACUUCUAUGUUUGUUACCAGAGAAAUCUGGAAUCAUAACAAGCACCAACCCG
Messenger RNA from Paramacrobiotus metropolitanus, 2092 nucleotides. Its product is annotated as splicing factor U2AF 50 kDa subunit-like. The transcript has 5 exons. The coding region runs from base 252 to 1772 and encodes 506 amino acids. Gene Ontology annotation, molecular function: poly-pyrimidine tract binding; pre-mRNA 3'-splice site binding. Lineage: Eukaryota; Metazoa; Tardigrada; Eutardigrada; Parachela; Macrobiotidae. The record is from RefSeq and is a predicted model, not a curated record. Gene Ontology annotation, cellular component: nuclear speck; nucleus; commitment complex. Gene Ontology annotation, biological process: mRNA processing.